UGGCUUUUAUUAAGAACAUGGGUAAGCAAAAACCAAGAAAAGUAAAUCAAAUAUUCACAACGUUGUGUAGGUCUUUUGUUAGCCAUUGUCUUUUUGCUAGUUGAAUCAACCACCAAAGUAAAUCGAAUGCGUGCCAUCUUAUCCAUCACGAUUUUGUUGACCAUGAUCUGCUACAACAUCAAGACACGCCCUUGUUAUGUCGACAAGAUCAACUUCUUUCGAACUGCUUCAUUCACCUGUAUUCUCUGGACAUCCACCCUAGUCGCUGUCCUGAGCGAUACAAACGCAGCACGAAGUCUAGGUCCUGUCACGGUGAUUUAUAUUAUCAUCGGUGGCUGGGCGUUUAUCGUUCUCUUGUUCCUAUUGAUUUACUUUAUUUACUACACUCAACCUACAAUAAAAACUUGAUUAUUAUGCACAUGAUUUAAACUCACUUCUUCUCCCUUUUCUUUAAUGUCAGAACCUACAAAUCAGCUAGGCACUAGUUCACCUAUUCUCUCUUAUUUUUGCGUCUAUAACCCAUUACUUGGCCCAGACGAAGAAAGCGCACAUGAACAGAUCUUGUAUUAUACAGCCAAGUCAACCGUGACUCCUGAUGUCAAGAUGAAACACGUUGGUCUGGCACAAGCCUUAGUUAAUUUUGCAGCGACAUUUCCAACCUCAAAUCCAGUACAAACUGUUCAUUCUCAAAAGCACCGAAUGGUCUUCUUUCAGCCUGAACCGGGCUUCUGGAUGCACAUGUGCAUCGAGCUUGGCAUCCUUCGAAAACAGAUCAAUUCCAAAGGCAAAGAAAAGCUUGUGACCGAAUACCUCGAUUCCCAACUAAACAAUCGUGCGUUGGAAGGGGUGCUCAAGAUUGGAUAUGAACAGUUCAAGUUAUUGAAUGGUACAUUUGCAUCGAUUCUCUAUGAAAAUGGUGAAUUCAGUCGACAACGCGCUCGUGCCUUAUCACAUAUGAUCGAAGAGUUCUUUGCAGAAUGGAUAUGGAAGUGGGACUUUGAUAGAUUAGAUAUCAUGACAUUUGACGCUGUCUUUAACGGUGUGCCUCUACAGUCAAUACAACGGAACAAUUACUUACGUGUGUACGAGAUCGAACAAGAACUUGAGCGGUUUGGACAUUGUCAUCUCUUCAUUCUCGACUAUUCAACUGGAUCGCUUGUUUACAAGUCAUCUUCGUUAUUGAUACAAGACGUACAGGCCCUAAGAAAGUACGUGAUCAAGAGAGUGGAUAAACAGGUCAAGGCGGAGAAAAUGAAAUUGGAUUAUAUGAAAAAGGAGUCCAAGACAUCUGGACUAAAGUCAAUCACCAAGACAAUGUCACCAGCGCACUUUUUAAAUUACUUUCAAUCGGGUUCAAAGUCAACAGACUCUGUCAGUUCAACCAAUCCGUCCAUAGAAUCUACCGUUACAAAUAAUACUACAAACAGUGAAAGUCAAGGCAUGUUCCUGACCGGCCUUGUCGAAUCAACAGCGAUCGGGAUGAAUGGAGAGGAAAGAAUCGUGACAAAGACAGACUUGGUUCGUGUCUAUCUGUUGAGUAAAGAUAAAGAAGACCAAGAACAAGAAAACAAGUUGUAUGAAUAUUACUUGAUUACAUACAAACAUAAGAGUAAUUUGAUAUGGAAUCUAUUGUUACCCGUCUCGGUAGAAUCUGAAGACCUCAUCACUGACGCCUUGUUCUAUCAUGACUUACAACAAUGCCUAAUUGAUAAAGAUUUAGAAUCAUUGACAACAAAUAUCUUGGAGGAUAUAUCAACGAUGCAAGCAAAAAGCUUCAAUCUUGGUAAACAUUAUAAAUGCUUAUUUUACGACAACACGACGCUCAACAUGAAAUCAACUCUAACAAAAAAGACCAUGACGAAUGAUGUCUUCUUGCAACUGCUCGAAGUCAAAGAUGAUUUUGACAAGGCAAGCUCAAAGGAGAUAUAUACCCGAUCAACUACCAACUAUUGGAUUGCUGGUAACCGAGUGUAUCAUAACGGAUACGACUAUACCGAGUUAUACUUGAUCGCAUCUAAAAAGGAUACUUCUUUAGCAGAAGUAGAAGAAACACUGGGUAAAAUGACAAACAAUUUGGCGGAUGUCAUGCACAUUGAAUAAAUACAAGCCACUUUUUUAAACUUCAAUGACCGCUGUAGGCCCCCUUCCCCCCUUCCCUCUUUCCUCUUUCUCUUUGUCUGUCUUUUUCUUUUUCCCCCUUGUGAUAAUGUUGAGCACUUUUCUGAAAUCAAGUCGUUUCUUAAAUAGUGCUAGAAGCUUUUCUUCUUCUCGUCUAUGUUACUCAGUCUAUGCUCAACACAAUGAGGAUGCACCUAUGCAUGCACUUCAAGCUCGACUUGGACUUGUUUCGAUCGAUUCAAAUGCAUUCAAGAAGGCAUUGACGCACCAAUCCUAUGCAGAACAAGACAACCAUGAAGCUUACAAGUCCAUCGGUAAAUCUUGAUUUUUUUUUUUCUACAAGCUUUUGGUAUUCAUGUACAAACUUAGGCAAACGAGUGACUGGAUUAUU
Messenger RNA from Rhizopus microsporus ATCC 52813, 2509 nucleotides. RefSeq lists its product as uncharacterized. Lineage: Eukaryota; Fungi; Mucoromycota; Mucoromycetes; Mucorales; Rhizopodaceae. The coding region runs from base 454 to 2100 and encodes 548 amino acids. The transcript is spliced from 8 exons. The record is from RefSeq and is a predicted model, not a curated record. Gene Ontology annotation, cellular component: Mon1-Ccz1 complex; intracellular membrane-bounded organelle. Gene Ontology annotation, biological process: vesicle-mediated transport.